UGAUGACGUAGCCACGGCCAGUCAAUGGAGUCAAACGGUCAGAGGAAACGAGGCCAUAGCAGAUUUAAAGUGUAUUUUCUCUUUAAAUAACCACCGGGAGGAGAUAAAUGCUAUUUUGAUAAUCAUGGCCGUCAGGGCGUAGUUUUACUCCAAAUACGUGGCACGUCUGCAGCCGACAGGCCGUGUCAACAAAGCGGCCUAUGUGGGGCUAGUUAGCUAAUUUGUUAGCUAGUGAUUUUUUUUUUAAAUCCUCCUUCAGCAGAUUAUCAGGUGUGGGACUUUUUAUUUAUUUAUUUCAUUUUCGUUUCGCCUCUCAUUCUUCGCUUUCAAUAAGACAGUAUCGCUCCACAACAAUGGCGGAUCCAGGUCCGGUGGUGGCACAGCAGAAUUUGGACAGGAGCUGUUGGGUGUGCUUCGCCACAGAUGAGGACGACCGCACGGCGGAGUGGGUGCGGCCGUGCCGGUGCCGGGGCUCAACGAAGUGGGUCCACCAGGCCUGCCUGCAGCGCUGGGUGGACGAGAAACAGCGAGGCAACAGCACAGCGAGGGUCGCCUGUCCGCAGUGCAACGCAGAAUAUCUCAUCGUCUUCCCAAAACUGGGUCCGAUCGUUUAUGUUCUGGAUCUGGCUGACCGGCUCAUCUCCAAAGCCGGCCCCUUCGCUGCAGCCGGUAUCAUGGUGGGCUCCAUCUACUGGACCGCCGUCACAUACGGCGCUGUCACCGUCAUGCAGGUGGUGGGCCACAAGGAGGGCCUGGACGUGAUGGAGCGGGCCGACCCGCUCUUCCUGCUCAUCGGCCUGCCCACCAUCCCCGUCAUGCUGAUCCUGGGGAAGAUGAUCCGCUGGGAGGACUACGUCCUGCGGCUGUGGAGGAAAUACUCCAACAAGCUGCAGAUCUUCAACAGCAUCUUCCCAGGUAUCGGCUGCCCGGUGCCGCGGAUCCCGGCCGAGGCCAGCCCUCUGGCCGACCACGUCUCUGCCACGCGGAUCCUGUGCGGCGCUCUGGUUUUCCCCACCAUCGCCACCAUCGUGGGGAAACUCAUCUAUGUCAACGGAAUGAGCCACGGACACCAAACUUACAGGGAAGGUGGACAUGUUCCCAAGGACUCUCGAGGCCAAGUAUGGGCCCACUACCUCAAAUACUUUUCGAGUUAUUGA
This is a messenger RNA of Xiphophorus maculatus (southern platyfish), 1157 nucleotides long. RefSeq names its product membrane associated ring-CH-type finger 5 (gene marchf5). Lineage: Eukaryota; Metazoa; Chordata; Actinopteri; Cyprinodontiformes; Poeciliidae. Bases 354 to 1157 code for a protein of 267 amino acids. The record is from RefSeq and is a predicted model, not a curated record. The transcript is spliced from 6 exons. Gene Ontology annotation, molecular function: zinc ion binding.